This is a messenger RNA of Chenopodium quinoa (quinoa), 1727 nucleotides long. RefSeq lists its product as uncharacterized. The record is from RefSeq and is a predicted model, not a curated record. Lineage: Eukaryota; Viridiplantae; Streptophyta; Magnoliopsida; Caryophyllales; Amaranthaceae. Bases 1 to 1383 code for a protein of 460 amino acids. The transcript is spliced from 5 exons.
AUGAGAGGAAGAAUUGGGUUGUUUAUGAACCCUAGUGGAUUAGGAAGUACAACAAUUGGGCGGACAAGUAAACUUGUUUCUUGUUCUGCCUUUUCCUCCUCUGCUGGGGAUGGCUCAGGAGGAGGUAGAGGCCGAGGCCGGGUGUCUCCGGAUUCCGAUAAAUCAUUACCUCCUGCAGGACGUGGGCAUGGAAGUGGAAUACCCCUACCUUCCUCCCCAUUUCUUCAUUCAUAUAAUUCCUUUGUUGCAUCAAACCCACCACCACGGCAACCAGGAUUAAGUCAGGGUAGAGGCGGUCCAGUUCAACAGUCUUUUGAGGGAGGAAUUGAACUGGGAUCACAACAUAAAGCACCUGUAUUUCUUAAGAAAGAUGAAUUUACGGGCACUAGAGCUGAAGCUGAAUCAGUUGAGUCUGUACCUCGCCAGCCUAUUGGAGAAAAGAAUCUUCCUGAAAAUAUUUUGAAUGUAUUGUCAGGAACAGGGAGGGGAAUCCCUGAUAGAAAACCGGUAUUUGAAAAUAGGGUUAAAGAAGAGAAUAGGCAUAUUAGGCCAAAGCAAGUUGGUGCUCCUGUCAUUGGAGCUGGAAGAGGGGGAGAUAGAGCUGAGAAAAGUGAGAAGGGCUCUGCAGGUGCAAAGACUAAAAUAAGCAGAGAGGAGGCUAUAAAGAAGGCAGUUGGCAUCUUGUCUAGGGGUGAUGAUAGAAGGGAAGAUGGAGGUGCUGAGAGAGGAGGUGGUCGUAGGCGAAGGGGUGGUAGAUCGAAAGACGACUCUGAUGAUGAAGUGGAGGAUGAAGACGAAGGAGACAAACUUGUCAUGGGUGAUGAUGCAGAUGGUGAAAAGUUAGCCAUGGAGCUUGGGCCCAGCAUGAUGGCUGGACUGACUGAGGCGUUUGAAGAAAUGGCUACUGAUGUCUUGCCUGAUCCAGAGGAGGAUGAGUAUCUCGAGGCAUAUGAUACAAAUCUUAAGAUUGAAUUGGAGCCUGAAUAUUUGAUGGGAGAUUUUGAGACAAAUCCUGAUAUUUACGAGAAUCCCCCUGUUCCUCUUCGUGAAGCUCUUGAGAAGAUGAAGCCAUUCUUGAUGGCUUAUGAGGGAAUAGAGAAUCAAGAGGAGUGGGAGGAAAUUCUAAAUGAGACAAUGGAGAAAGUUUCACUUUUGAAAGAGAUUGUCGAUCACUAUUGUGGGCCUGAUAUAGCAACUGCAAAGCAGCAACAUGAAGAAUUGGAAAGAGUUGCCAAAACUAUUCCUGCUAAUGUACCUAAUUCUGUGAAGAACUUUACUGACCGUGCUGUUCUCUCACUCCAGAGCAAUCCAGGCUGGGGAUUUCAUCGAAAAUGGCAGUUUAUGGAUAAGCUGGCACUCGAGGUUUCUAAAUCCUGCAAGUGAGCAGAUUAUUGAGGCUUAGUCCGGUUUGCAUUCUUCAACAAAGACCAUGUUCUGGGUAUACAAAUUUUUUUUCCAAAAAGGAAGAUUAGUUUUUCAAUAAACCUCUGUCCAUUGACAGGCAUAUCAGCUAGAGGAUUCCCCCCUAAAUUGUUACAAGUAUAUUGAAAUUUUGCAUGCUUAAAUAGUUAAAUCGAUCUUUCGAGCUGUUUGUAGUUGUGUUGCUGCUCUAAUUGGCAAAAUUGUAACUGAUAUGUAGUUUGUAGUCGAAUAUAUAGAACUAUAGAAUUGGAAGACACUGUAAUUUGUACUCCAUAGAUUUUGAGAUUUGAAGUAGUCACAGUAAA